Petromyzon marinus (sea lamprey) is the source of this 15943-nucleotide messenger RNA. It is a transcript of the gene PARD3B, whose product is annotated as par-3 family cell polarity regulator beta. Lineage: Eukaryota; Metazoa; Chordata; Hyperoartia; Petromyzontiformes; Petromyzontidae. The record is from RefSeq and is a predicted model, not a curated record. Gene Ontology annotation, molecular function: phosphatidylinositol binding; protein binding. Gene Ontology annotation, cellular component: adherens junction; apical junction complex; cell cortex. Gene Ontology annotation, biological process: cell adhesion; establishment of centrosome localization; intracellular protein localization.
UCCCGCAUGCCCUGCCUCUCGUGCCAGACACUACGCACAAAUGCUCCACCUCCUCUCUUCUCUCCCUCCCUCUAUUCAUCUUACACCCCCCCCUCCCGCCAUACAUCCCUCCCUCCUUCCAACCCUCCCAUCACCCAAGCCACUCUCUUCCCCCCACUCAAGCCCCUGUGUGGCUGAGCAAGUUGGAGUGCGCGCUUGCCUUGCUGGCGUCCGAGAUGUAACGAAACCGGAGCGAAUUCGUAACGCGACGCACACGUGCUCAGCGACGCUGCCGCAUCCUCCGUACGCGACGCGGACCCACGCACGGAUCUAUAAAUAGGGAAGCACAGUGAAACGACCAACGCAACAAAGAGUGCCAACAGAAAACAAAGGGGGGGUGGAGGUGGGAGGAACAAGAAGCCACGAGUUUGUACGGAAACAACAGAAACACCCCGUGGACAACAAAAGGUGGACGGACGGCGUGCGUGGAGGAGAGGAGAGGAAGAGAGAGAGAGCCGGGGCUGAGAUAUCAACGAACUUGAAGAUUCGCACAGAUCCCGUGGAUAAGUGGUGGCAUAAACACCAGGUUUACGCCAUAGGCACAGCUCUAAUUUGCUGUUUGUUGAGCCACAGGCUGAUCGAGGGGAAACGAGGCGGAUUUGGUGGUGGUGGUGUGGUGGGUUUCGCCGAAGCGAAACGUGCUAUGGAAGAAGCGAAAGCUGCUGAAACCGCAGCAGCGGCGACUUGACGUCCGCAUGUGUACAGCUCGCAUGCCGUCGGGCACCUAAAGUGGGCUUGGGGGGGGUGGUUGGUCCGUUUGGAGGAACGUCGGAGGCUCACUUGUUGGAACGUUGGUUGGGACCGACUGGGUUGUUGAGUCAAACGACGUUGUUGAGGAAGAUCGCUCCCCGUAGUUGGGGUUGGAGUGUGUGGGAGCGGGGGGGGGGUGCAGGAGACUCGCUUGUUGGAACCGCCACAAGUUGGAAGCGCGGUUCGGAACGUUGCUUUGAGCCUCGCUUGUUGGAUAGUGUUGCCGUGCUGGGAACGCGUUGGUUGGAGUAAACGGACGCGGAGUUUGUUGGACCACGUUCGACAAAUGACAAAUUCGCAACGUUCGUUUGAACGAAGUUGGCAAUUCGGUUGUGUUGGCAAGCCAGUGGAUAGAUGAUAAAUUUGAAGCUCUGCUUGGCACGUUCGCUUUGAGCCUGAAUGUUGGGAUCGUUCGCCGACGCUCGUUUAUUGGAACUGAGUUGGUCGUAAGCUCGGCUUGUAACGUGAUGUUGCUCAUUUGUUGGAACCUUUGACCGGACGCUGACUUAUUGUUACGAAGUUAUAAGGCUCGGCUUGGAACGCUACGAUGCAACGUUAUUGGAGAGUUCGCUAAAGGAAGGGGCUCGCUGAUUUGGAACUGCUCAAAGAAGAGGAAGCAAACUCAAUAUUCAGACAACGGAUAAUCAUUGAGUUCUGAGCGUCUCGGAAGGCACGGGGAGAUGAAAGUGAUCGUGUACUUCAAGGAUACCAGUGUUCUGGUGCCAUGUGGGGAUGGCCACAUCCUGGUCAAAGAUCUCAUCCGACAGGCCGUGACCAGGUACAAGAAGGCAUUCAACAAGGACGCGAGCCACCCCGUGCUGGUGCAGUACCUGCAGCACGCCGACGGCGGGAUCCUCGACUCCGACGACCGCCUCUGUGACAUCUGCGAUGACAAGGACAAGCUGAUCGCGGUGUACGAGGAGCCUGGGAUGGGAGCGUCUGAUGAGAGCCCGGCACCCCAGAGGCGGAGCUUCGUGGAGACCACGUCCCCACUGACCCCCCCAUCCGAUGCGUGGGCGGCGUCCGCCUUCCACCCGUACCGACCCGACCUGGGUCAGGGCAACGCGACGGCGAGCACCCUGCCCAGCGGAGCAGCCGCGAGAAUUCAUCACAGCGGGGACGGGGACCCCCACCGGCCUCCGGGGGAGCCCCCCACACGUUGCGCCCCCCUCUUCGACGGGAGGGCGACCCCGCCGCCCCCCGGCGCCGCCCCCGGGAUGGGCCCCGCGUUCCCCGCGGGCCAGGAUCGCGGGACUCCCAGCUGCGACGCUCGGGACUAUGAAGAGAAUGGGAACAAUAUUGUCAAGUCAUCUCUGCGGAAGAACGAUUUGGUGGACUGGUCUUCUUGUCUAAGUGACUUUUGCAAAGUGAUUCACGUUCCGAGCGAAGGAGGACCUCUGGGCAUACACAUCGUUCACUUUGGGACCAAAUUACGGAGGAGCCUGGGGCUGCUCGUGAGGGGGGUGGAUGAGCAGGGGAGAGCGGCGCACCACUGCUGGUUUGAAAAGGGCGACUGCAUUGUCAUCAUCAAUGGGAACAACCUCCUUGACAAGACGUUCGACCAGUCACAGCAGAUCUUCAUGCAGGCGAUGCGAGUCGGGGUGAUGGUCAUUCACGUGGUGCCUGCACAGCAAUUGGAGAGCUACCAAAGAGCCCUGGAGUUGAUUGACCCAGAUUCGGACACCCCGAACGGCGGCCUUGGAUCUAUGAGCCCACCAUCUUGCUUCUCUCCCAUGGAUUCUCGCUUUGACUUUGGAGUGUCGGGCGGCGGAGGUGGGGCAAAGGCGGGGGCCACCGAGAUGCGGGGAGGGGGCGAGCCCCCAGGGUCCCCCAAGGGCCACGCUUCGCCCGGCGGCGUCGUGUCCGGCCUGCGCAAGCUGUCGACGCCCACCGCCCUCGGCUGCCUCUCGCGCAAGCUCAGCAAAAAAGCGUCCAUCCGGCUCAAGAAGGGGCCUGAAGGGCUAGGCUUCACCAUCGCCACAAAGGAAGGCCCGAUCGGUGAGCACAACCCCCUCUACGUGAAGAGCGUCCUCCCUCGAGGAGCCGCCGUGGCGGACGGGCGGAUGAAGCCGGGCGAUCAGCUGCUGGAGGUUAACGGGCAGGAGGUUGCAGGAAAGAGUCAGGAGGAGGUGGUUUCCUUGCUCAGGGCCACGCGACUCGGUGGCGCCGUGACCCUGUCCUUGCGACGGCAAGAGGACACUUUCCUGCCGCGGCCCAUCCAGAAGGCGGGCGGCGACGGCGACGAGGUGGAGGGCCCCGCGGCGGGCACGGGGUCGGCCACCGUGCCCCCCCCCGAAACGCCGAGAAGAAUGUUCACCUACGAGAUCCCCCUCAAUGACUCGGGCUCCGCGGGGCUCGGCAUCAGCGUGAAGGGCUCGCGGGAGGACGACACCGACCUCGGCAUCUUCGUCAAGUCCAUCAUCUUUGGCGGAGCCGCCUCCAAGGACGGGCGGCUGCGCGUGAACGAUCAGCUGGUGGCGGUGAACGGGCAGUCGCUGCUGGGCCGCACCAACUCCGAGGCCAUGGAGGUCCUGCGCCGCUCCAUGUCCACCGACGGGAACGUGCGGGGAAUGAUCCAGAUCGUGGUGGCUCGCCGCGCCGUCCGCUUCAGCCAGCCGAUCGUCCCUCAGGGCUCCUUCAAGGCAGUUUCACCGGGACACGUGGAUCAGACUCACUCGGACUACAACUCCCUCCUUUAUCACACGACCGGAGCCCACCAAUCAGGGCUGAAGAAUGGCAUUCUCGGAGGGUGGGGGACGUUACCCAGGGACCGAGAAUUAGCGGACAGCCCCCCACCCCCUCUCCCGCCACGGCGAACGCCGCUCCUCAACCACAGCUCCUGGACGGACGGCGGAUCGGGGCCACGGGGCACGCAGUGGCCUCCUGCCGUCACGAGCGUGGGCUGGUGCCACGAUUCUGAGGAUGAGCCGGGGUGGCCGAGCGUCCAGGGCCACGGGAGAGGUCUUGGGGACGACGGCCCCGCUGAUGGCAUCAGGCACAGGAAGUCGCGCAGCAUGGACAUCAUCGCCGACGAAAACGACCGCGGCCGCGCGUCGCAGCAGAGGGCAGGCUGGAACACGAGGAGUGUAGGCCCUUCCCUCGGCCUGGUCAUGUCCAGCUCGCUCGAGAGCCUUCAGGCCGCGGUGGCCGCGGCGUCGGGAGCCAACGACGGCGGCGAGCUCCAUCACGACGGCGACUUCUACUACGACGACGACGACGACGACGACGACGACGACGACUAUGAUGGAGGCGACGGUGGCGGCGACAGCAGCGGCCACGGCGUCUUCUCGCCGGGACGCCCACGCUCCGGCCUCGGCCGCGGGCGAGCUUGCAACGCCAGCUUCCGGGCCGCCAUCGACAAGUCGUACGAGGAGGGCGGCGGCGGUGCGGGGAUGGGCGCGAGCGACGCAGAGUCGUGGGUCACCGAGUCGCGCAGUGCAGGCUCCAGCCGGCACGGGCGCGGGGAGGGAGAGGGCAGCGACCCCGACACGUUGGAGGAGGAGACGGUGGACAGCCCUCGCUGGCGCCCGCCUAAGGCCCUCACCAACCGCCUCCAGUCGCUCUCGCAACCGGGAUCCCCCCGGGGACGGCACAACGGCCGCGGCACGGCAGGAAAGGAGAAGAAGAGCAAGCCGGAGAAGGAGAGGGAGCGCGGCAAGGACAGGGACAAGGAGAAGAAGGAGGGCAUUAUGAAGGGACUGGGAGUUAUGUUCAGGUUUGGGAAGAGCAAAAAGGAAGAGAAAGCGGUGAAGGUGGAGAGGAAGGGAUCGAGGAGAGAUGACAGCAUCCUCACCGACGAGGAGAUCAGCAUGAUGAGGAGGGAGCAGGAGAGGAUCCAGGCGAAGCAUCGCGAGUUGCGGGAGCAGCAGGCGCGCGACCGCGAGCUCAAGCUGCAGCGCGAGCGCGACAGCCUCGGCGCGGCGAGCCGGAGCGGCCCCGAGUCCCGCCACCGCCCCUCUUCCCCGCCCUCCUCCCGCGGCAACGCCGCCGCCGCCGCCUCCGUCGCAUCCGAGCCGCUGCCGUCCCCUCCCGGCGCCGGCGGCGCCGCGCUGCCGGAGAUGGAGGACGACGACCUGGACCCCGCGUACGCCAGGGUGUCGCGCUUCCUCGUGGCGGAGGACCGCGGGGCGGCGGCAGGUGAACGCGUCGCCUCCUCGGCCCCGGCCGCCACCGCCGCCGCCCCGGUGGCCGCAACCCAGAAUUCCCCGGGUGUCGUGGUGGACGCGGACAUCGACGCGCUGUACGCGAAGGUGGACAAGACGCGGAGGCUGUCGGCGCCGCGAUCUGCCGGCGGCAGCGGCGGCGGCGGCGGCUCUCGUCCACCCUCGAGCAGCGAGGAGCGCGUCGCUCAGCUGCGGCACGAGUUCCAGAAGCUGCGCGCCGACGAGGCACGGACGACGGACGCCGGCUCGGCCGACGGGAUGACCGGGCCGGUUCCAGGGCCCGCGGAGCACCGGAGCGGCCGCCACUCGGUGUCCGUCGAGAUGCAGCAGCAGCAGCAGCACAGGCGGCAGGAGGAGCGCGAGGGGCUGCUGCUGUCGCCCACGCGGCGGCGGUACAACUCCCUGCCGCGGCUCGCGAAGAAGUCUCCUCCGCGGAGCCAAUCGGGGCCUCCCGGCAGCGUGGGCUGGGCCUUCCGGGGCGCGGACGACGCGUCGGCGUGGAACGGCCACGCUGGGCGGCCGGCCCACCCCAGCUCGUGCCACAGCCUGGAAGAGGAGGAGGGGGGGGCGGCGGUGUUCGAGUUCCCUUGUACCGGGCGGCGGGCGCACAGCCCCCUGCGCAGGGACGUGCCGCCCCCGCUUGGCGGCGGCGGCGGCACGCCGGCCGACGCGCCGAACUACGCGGCCGAGAUGCAGAGGCUCGCGGGCCCGGCCGCCGCCCGGCCGAACCGCGUCUGAAGCCACGGGCGCGUUUCGUGCGUUGCGUUGUGGCGCGCGCGCGUGGAGGCGGCGAGCUAGCCGGGUGCGCUGCGGACAAACGUGAAGCAACGGACGCUGGCGGUCGUGGGAUAUGCGUAAACAGGCACGCGGAUUACACUGGAGUAGGAGUGGCAGGCGACAGCAUGGCCUCUUAUAGUUGGAUGCUAUUUUAUUUAAAUUCUCCCCCCACGUUUUCUAGCGGCAAGACGGCUAAUGUGUUUUUUUUAUAUAUAUUGUGCAUCUGCAGGGCCAUUUUUAUGUAUGUUCUGUAAAACACUGCAUUUUGUGGUGUUAAACUGUGUAAUGUAACUGGUAAUGGUGUUGAGCAAAGUGGGACAUGUUUUCAAGGUGUUCUGUGCCCCUGAGCCACUUGUUGAGAAACGAAGGACUGUGAAGGCCUCACGCAGGAACGUUUUAGCCAAUCUGAACUGUGUUUUUGUGAUCAUAUGGGUUCGAUCAACCAAUCAUAUUGCUUUAAUAAAAAAAAAUUACGUGUCUAGUUUUUCUGAGCCUUUCCAACAUUUAAUGAUUCAGCAAUAAUAAUAAAACAUAUUUUCUCAUGCUUACGAUACAUGCAUCGAAUUGUGCAUGUGAAAACUGACUGCUGGAUUUUGAACUUCAAAUUCUAUGCUGUUACAUUUCGACUUGGGGGUGCUGCUGUGGAGUAAUGGUGUUUGUACAUCAGACUUGCAUGACUGGACAUCUGUGAAACAGAGAUUUAUAGCUCAUCGGAUUCCUCCAGUAUAAAUGCACAUUCUGAUUCUGCACUGCAGAGGUCACCGGUUCAAUUUGAACCCUCCACUGCAGCAGUUCAAACGAUGGUGCAAGUGUUAAUUUAAAAAAACGUCCCUCUCGCUGUACGGGUACACUACAGUCGACCGGGAGUGUUCCUCGUGGUGGGGUACGAUUUAGGAAGUCCAACCUCUUCCAAGCCAUCUGCCCAGCAUUGGAAGAGUAGGCCAAAGUAUCCUCGAGAGAGUGAGAGAGCUUCAAUAGGAGGCCAUUCCACCAGCGGUGAUGCGAGCAAGACAUUUCAGGGGCUGCUCCUUUACCUUCAGUUCAUGCGAAUGAAGUGAGCAACACUCUGCAAACAAUCAGAACAAAAUUGGAAGCUGUGCCGAUAAGACGGCAAAUAUGAAGAUCGAGCGAAAACGAAUAAUAUUUUCCGAAAUGCAUUCGUGGGGACCCCUGAAUUCAUGGAAUCGCUGGUGGUGGGAUGAUUUGUUACGCGCGUCUAAGUGCUUGUCAACACUUUCGAUACAUUUCGGAGAACCCGUGUCAUCGUGAAUACUGACGCGGGCGCGGUUGGCCGCGUCACCAUCCCAAGGCAUCGUUUGUGUGACCCUCGGUAGUUCUCACGUCUUAGUCUCCCAUCGGUGGUGUCUUAUUAAAGCACCUUAAAGACUUCUAAAUUCAAAUCAAAAACCUUUUUUUCAUUCCAUGGUCCACUACCUGUCCCAUUCCUUAUUCGUUCCGAAGGUAGAAAAUGUAAUCGCCUUUAACGGGUGAUCACGUACGUUCCGGUAAUGUUUUUAAUUUAAACGUCUGUAGAACACAGACGUUAAAGUGUAACAGAUGCCUCAUGUGCUCUCAAUAAAUUAAUAACGCUUGAUCUCGAAGUAUGUUAACUUCACAAUGACGGUCCAUUGGGAUCCGUCUGAAUAGAUGUUUCUGGCACGGCUUAAAUUUUCAGAGGCAUGCGGUUUUUAUUAUUUGACUACCCUAACUGAAUUUAUGAUCCUUCAUUAUUCGAGUGGAUAGCUGCUUAUGCGUGCAAUAUAUCAUGGGUGGUGUAAACAUUAAACCUGCCCAGUAAUUCACUUAAAAUGUUGCAGUCAAGAGUCUGCAUUUGAUUCUUAAUUUGUUUUUGUUACAUUGCCGUGAAUAGUAGCGGCCUCUAGUGGCUGCAGAGGGUGACGUGACUAAUCUAAAUCAUUAGUUGAAGAAUCUGUACAUGCAUCGAUGCAUCGUCCCACUCGUUCUGUACAGUGCAGGUAAUGACUUCUCAACAUCUCAAAGGAAAACCACAAUGCCGAUUUAACCUUAGCACACAGCCUCUGGAAUUUUAAUUUACCACAAACUGCCCUUGUUCUCCCGAGAUUUAAAUCAUCCAUCUAUGAAAGCACGCGCGUUAAACUCCGAUUUCAGCAAAUGUAGAUAGGCGGGCACCUGUGGAUGAGAAACAGACUUCGUGGCAGCGUAUACUUUGAAGUCUCUGCAUAUUUUUAGGUUGCGUGUCUGUCGCUUAAAAUCCCUAGCCCUUUUUUUCCUUUCCCGAAGAUGGUGUAAACACGUUUUUUUUUCCUCUUUAAAGAAAGGAGAAGAGAAAAAGCGGAACUGCAACAAUUUAAAAGGACUGUUGUCUUGCCGGGCCAAUGAUACGCGUUUAAUGUUGUGUUCCGUGUAAACCGUUGCGCAUUUCGGGUUUGACGAGGGUGUGAACACAUUGGGCGAAGUGGAAAUUUCCUCGGGAGAAAACGCUUCUCCUCUGGAGUGGAUGCGGUGAAUUGCUCCGACUGGAAAAGCCAUAGGGGGCGAGAGUUAUGCAAUCCGAGACUGGAUUUCCCAUUACUUGUUUCCAUACCCGGCUCUCUUUACUACCACUUUCUGCGGCGGUUUUUUGUGUGUGUGUGUAACUUCUCCCCGAAACCAAAAAUCUCCAAAAUGGGCAUCAUUUUACGUUUGUGCGUGCGUGCGCGUGUGUAUAUAUCCAACUUCUCUCUCGCAUCGUACGUAGCCAAAACCGUGCUAAUCGUCAACAUGUCCAAUAGUUUAACCAACUCAAUGUGGCCCGCACCUCAAGGAGGCCGCGCGCGUGUCAUUUAAUCACUGUCGAGGGGUGAUGCAGUCCGACAGGCAGGGGAGGCGACGCAGUGUCGUGAGGUCUCGACUUGAACUCGACAGGGGCAGCUGACAGCACGGAUGACUGUGUGUGGGGAGGGGGGGGGGUGCCAGCCUAGAGGGGUAGCAGCCACAGGAGGAUGAGCAAAUCAUCGCACUGAUCGAAGGGCGACUUGGGUCGCGACCUUUGAUCGAGAUCUUUGGUAGCGGCGACGACUUCUGCAGCGGUGGGAGUCGAUUCGUUGAAGCUGGAACGUUAUUAGCAAGCUAUUGGGUAAAUCUUGACUGCAGGAAAUCAUAUCCUUUGGGUCUUUCGGUAAAGUCACGUAGAUAGGUUCAAAGAAAAGAACACAAAAAAAUUACGGAAAAAACUACGACGUUUCGAUCGCAACACGAGCGGUCGUCAUCAUUCGUGGCACGUUCCUGAUGACGGCCCGUUUGUGUUGCGAUCGAAACGUCGUAGUUUUUGUUUGUUAUUUCCUUUGAACCUUUCUAUACGUGACUUUACCCAAAGACCCAAAGAAUACGUAUUCUGGUACUUGUAGGGCUUUCGUAAACCGUUCUUUGGUCGGUGGGCAAAGAAUGUCACGCAACGCAACGCGAGCCUGAAAUUAUUGCGUGUAGUCCGCACCUUGCAAAGGUUCUACACAUUUGUACGUGAACUGGAUGCCACUGUCAAAACUUGGGCUCGAUGAGCGACCGAGAGACGGGGAGUAAGAAAAAAAAUCGAAGAACGAUAUAUAUAAACUAUAUACAAACGAUGUGGCCACAAUUUUUUUUUUGCCGUACGAAUUCCGUCAGAAAAAAUAUCCACGUGUCAAAAUAACAACACCGAGUCGAUUUCUUUCAGCUUACUGCUCUCGGUCAAAUCCACAGUUCGUUUCCGCCGAGCUUAAAUACGUUUAACGUGGCUCAUUGUUUUUUUUUCGGUAAAGUCACGUAUGUAGAAAUACAAUAAAAUUAUAUUAAAACAAAAAACAAUCACGACGUUUCGAUCACAACGCAAGCGAUCUUCAUCAGGUGUCAAGAACAAAUCACGGAGGUAAAUACGACGAAAAGAUGAGAGACGAGAAUUCAACAAACCUGAAAAAACAUUAUGUUGAAGCACUUCCAGUCAGGCCAAUAACACAGUUAGACACUUCCUGGCGGACCACGAAUUUCAGAAGAGUGUUAAAUUUCGUGUUCAACCUUUGGAUUGCACAUACCAGCAUAGAUAGAAUGAAAAAUACGAGGUACACGGUCAGUUGAAAUACAUAUACAAGUCCGCCAAGAGGUAAGGAGGGAGGAAAGACGUGACUUUACCGAAAAAACACCAAUGAGUAAUUUUAUGCAGUCACGAAAGCUUUAAUACUUUAUUAAGUUUGACGUCGGUGUACCAGCUGGCCCGUGAGGUGACAGACGAAGCCGUGUUCCAUUACGAUACGGGGAGGGCUUCUGCGCGUCUGGUCUCAUCUCGUUUCGUUCUCUGCUCCCCCCCCACCCCUAACAUUCGUGGCACGUUCGUGAGCGUGGCUGGCGAGCGUCUCGUCGGCACAUUUGUCCGUACGCACGUCCGCAGCGUCUCUCGGCGAAAGGUGUUGCGAUGCACCGUCAAAAAAAAUCGAAACAACACGGAACGAAUUUGCACGUUCCCCUACUUCAUAAAUGCGAAUCGUUGCAACGGACUCUCUCCCGAAGAGUUGUCUGCGCGAAAGAAGUUCCAACAUUACAAACGCAAUCAAAUUCCUUGGUUUUCAUAUUUUGCGUGCCUCGUACAUUGUGGGAAAGUUGAUGAUGAUGAUGAUAACGAGUGGUGGAAUGUAAAUCGCGUGCUCGCAGUGGCGAUUGGCGGAAUAUGGGAACGUGCCUUGCGUGGCGUGUGCAAGGGAAUAGGAACACAAGAGCUGAUGUCACCGAAGGCAGUGCUCACGAACCACAGCACGGCAGUGAAUGAGGUCGCGAGCUUCCUAUUGUGCAGUUUCCAACACACGGGAAGCUUAAUUGGGCCCCCCCCCCCGCUGAUAAUUCAUUACUGUCCGUUAAUUGCGUUUAACGAAUGUUGUCCAAGCUGCGGUUGGCUGACAUCCAGCACCGUGAAUGUGGGUGAAUCCUAAUCGCUCUUAUUUGCUGCUCAGCCGUUACCACACCCACGGUGCAAUUACUACGACGAUGGCGAUAAUGAUUAACAUGUUAAACCCAGUGUUACUGCAGAGCGACACCGUUUGUCUCGGCUUCCAUCGUUCCGUCAAUGUGUUCGUAUUAAUAAUGCAAAUUACCAGCUCUCAGUCCACCCGGAUUCAUAUUCUGCUUUAGCUCUGUCUCGCAAUGUUACGUUUUCCACAGUGUGUGAAUUAGGGGUGUGAUGAUGUAUCGAUUACUAUCGAUUAUUUAGCUCCUGGCAGGUGCAUCGAAGGAAGACGCGUGUGUAACAAUCUGUACUUUUCGAGUCGUACACACAGUCGUAUGAAGUUUAAGAUGUUUACUUCACCGCUCCAGUCACUAGAUGCGCUACCAUUCACCGCAAUGAACAAAAGGAAUACAUUAUUGGGAGAGUCACAAACACUGUGUGACAAUUCAUAGGAUAUUGUUCUACUCAUAGUGUACAUUACGACGCGUGUUUGAUUCUUGGAACUAAACCCCACCCCCCCCCCCCAAAACAUCUCUGUACCAAGGUUCUAAUAAUAUAUUGUCUAUUAAUUACAGUUCUCACGUUCCACCGCUUCCUGCCCAGUAGAAAUUACUAGUCAUUGCGUCCACGUGCAUCCGGUUCACAUGACACGUCGAUAUUGCACAGGGAAUGCAGAAGCCGUGGAGUGCGCAUUGUGAUGAGCAAGAAUCAUGCUUGUGAUUAAUAUUGCCUACUGCAAAGAGGAACUUUCGUUUUGCCAAAAAAGUGGUUCCCUUAAACCAGUGGUUCUUAACUUUUACUGUAGCCUUGCACCCCUUUGGUUCUAAAUCUUUAAGAAGAAAAAAAAUCUAUCACGUUAAUAAAUAAAGUAGCCGUCCUUACGUGCCCGUGCUUAAUUUGUGUUUCGAUGAUUUACCUUCUAAAAACAAAUCUGGCCAUGUGUCGCACCCCCAGAAAGGGCAUCUGGCACCCUAGGUUAAGAACCACUGCCUUAAAACCCCAACGCGUGGCCUAAAAUAUUCCACGGCGCGCGCUCGGCGUUUGCACCCACUUCGUACACGGUCACGUGUUCAUCGCAAUGAUUGAGUCUCGUUUGGGGGUCAACAGUGCCGGCUGUCACGUGUUGUACACGUGGGCAUGGGAACAUAGACGGCUGGGCAGGCAACUGCCCCCCCCCCACCCUUCAUCUUUUUGUGAACGGAUGUGCCAGCCACAUGCCCUGCUUUCUCAAUUACAAGCCAAGCAGUCUUGAGCCUGCUUGGAUUUUUUUUUAUGGGUGACCACCGGGGUUUGUGGCCAGGUGUUGUAGGCGUGGGGCUGUGUGGUAGCCACGAGUUAGCAGUGUUGAGUGUCACCCCGUCCCCUCGUAUGCGUGGUGGGUUUUCUCCGGAUUUCUCCGCUUUCCUCCAACGUGAAACCAAACACUCGUUCACGGAAUUGGCCAAACAUCCCAAUGCAAGAAGGACCCUUUAAAAAAAAACAGGUCCUUGAAACUUAAGUGAGGCUUUCCUUUCAAAAUAAUUGUGACCAUUAUUAUUGCUUGAUCAUGUUCAUGACACGGACCACCACGGAUUAAUGCAAUCCCCCCCCAAACUUAAAUUGUUCUCACAUCACCUGACACCAACGUCUGGUUAUCACGGUCAACCGUUAGAACUCGCCAUGCAGUUCUUUACGAUUCGAUGAAUUGUCGUGGUUCGAUUCACGAAUUCUGAUUUUUGUUAUUUUUAUCAUCGUGAUGAAAACGGCGCCUCUGGUGGCUGCGGGCGUUCAUGCGACCCAAUUUACAUUUUGUACGAAUCGACAAACGAGAUCAAACUUCACGCACGCGACUUCAGAUGCACGCGACUUUAAUUGAUUGAAUCAAAUGCGUUGUUGCGUGCCCAAAGUGAACGCAGAAAUGGCACAUUUGCCAACCCUACCAACUUAAGCUUCCUAUUAUUAAACCCUGUUUACCGCGUACCGGUUUACAAAACGAAUCCCACCGUUUUGUAAAAAUUUGGGAGAAACAUAAAAGCUCCCAACAAAAUUUCGAUUCAAUCGUGGCUUUGAAAAUCGGAGUGACCUGCGUGCAAGACGAACAUUAAUUCUGUAUUUCAGAAUAAAAAUAUUUAUUUUAUACUGAAGGAAUCCGAUGAGCUAUAAAGCUCUUUUGCACAGACGUCCAGUCGGGGCGGGAAAGAACGUUACAACAACAAACAGUACACAAACAUUAUAGGAGUGCAACGUACAGGAAAGCUAAAAAAAAUCACCCAAACACAUGCAAACCAAAACUAAACCAUCCCCAUCCUAACAGGCAAAAAUCCCGCUGAGGUACGCACUUAUUUUUGCAGAAGCAACCUGGCCACAAAUGGAUAAGCUCAACAACGUAGCCCCAAACCGCGUGUUACUUUUGCAGGAACCUCCACACCGAUGCCCACGUGGUGUCUGACUCAAGGGCAACACUCGCAGUCGUUUUGAAACUAUGGCACUGGGAUUACGGACUCGGCAUGGAAAACCCGCCAGCUUCACAGUUAGAUUAACCAUCACAAAUGACAAGGGUUACGAUUGAAUUCAAUAAUUCGCUGUAGAAACGAGGUUUCAUCAUGUCAUUUGAAUUUUGGUCAUUUUUUUCCUCUCUCGUUCGUCCAGUUUUGUUCACCCCCGAUAGCUGACGUUUGACAUUAAGAUAUAAUUUGCAUACCAUCCGCACCUUUUUCAAUCCACAACGUGCAGUGUCGGCCAUGGUUGUUGUUUUGACCACACUUCACCGUGCCCGUAAGUAUGGUGAAGGGGCGGGGAAGGCCGGACCGGUUUAGAAAUUUCACCUGCCUCUUGAUGUUGCCUCUUGCCAGGAAUCGAACUCAACUUUCGGCUCCCCCCCCCACCCCCCCCCCCCCCCCCCCAAUUUAAUUUUCUUUUUCUGGGCGUUUGAUUUACAGCCACACUCAGUGUCGAACUCACGAGGGUUCCUUCUUUUUAGUUUAAAAUUAUUAUUGUUUUAGCCAAUUCAUAACGAGUGUGUUUAUACAGGUGGGGGGGGGGGGAGGAAACUGAGUACCUGGAGACCUCCCCCCCUCCCAAAAACGCAAGUGGAGGUUGGAAGAUACAAUACUUAUCGAUUGUAAAGCGUUAAGCGACGCUCACGAAUACGCUUCGACGUUGUGUCUAACUGCGAGCGCGAGAAUCUGUUCCGAAGGAUGCCCGAGCGACGCGUCUUUACGCGCGCGCGCACGCUGCCACAACGGCAUGCGAAGAGCCACCACGUUUUAGGUGCGGCGCAAAUGUUCGUCGCGAAGGGACGCGUGAGAGGAAUUGUCCUUUCACAGGGAGAGCUCAACGCUCGAGCCGUCGUGACUGACGGUGGAGGAGAGCGGUGAAUGUUGGCAUUCGGGGGGACUUUUAUAUCGUGUCAAAGAGCAUUGGAUUUUCCAGUCGGCGAAGCUGUCGUGAGUUGAUGUCGCGCACAAGCUUUUGUGCCUUUUUAAUGAGAUUUUUUUUGGCCGGGGGGGGGGGGGGGGCUGGGGAAAUUUGUACAAAGACUUUUGUAACUGUUUAAAAAAAAAGGCUCGGUAAUCAAAAGUAUCGUGAUGGCACGUGACUAAGUGUUCUGUCAGUCUUCAUUUCUGUGAAUAUAAUUUAGAACGUCCAAAUGACUUUUAGGGGGCGCAGCUAAUGUAUAGGUGGUGUGCUAAGCUAACGUAACGUGCAAUUUGUCACAACUUUAUGUGUCCAUAGCAAUUUCAUAAAGACUUGUUUUUUCGCCAAUUAUGAAAAUGAAUGUUAUUACGCAAUUAUUACAAUGUGUAGCCCUUUUAUGGAUCCACCACCGAAUGAAGGCCCUGUCAGUCGUGACUGUUGUUUGGACCAUACGUUACCACACUGGGCUGUGUGGGUUAACGAAGCGGGUGGUGGGGUUAGUGGGGGUGACCCGGACCGGUAUGGCGAUCGCUCACCACUGCUGUUAUAAAAAUUAAACCGAAGCUUUGCAGGGUUCCCUGUGCAAUGCACUCAUCACUGCGCCACCCCUCCCCCAAUGUAGCAUUAUUAUUAUUAUUAUUUUGUAUGGAACAUUAAGGGGGUGCUGGCCUGAUCGUACUGGAGUUGCAAUCCAGAGUUAGACGGGUUCGAUCUCUUGGCGCGGCAGUCAGAAUAAUGGCCACGUUUCUUCAUAACCUCGCAACCUCUGUCCGCCCGGCAGUUAUAACCGGGCAACACCGCAGGAGGUUGAUCGGCAGGUCACGUGUGAUGGAUUAAAGUGUGGGUACUCCAACCUCUUCCAACACGUCUAGCCAGCUUGUAAGAGUAGGCGAAAAUUCCCUCGGGUGAGGGGGGGGUACUCACGUUUUCCUCUCGAGGGUGGCCCUUCAAUCGCAGCGGCCUGCACCUUGACCUCCAUACAACAUUACAUUUCUUAAGCGGUGAAAAUGAACUUGAUCGAAUGCACGAAUCGACAGAAGCCCUCUGGCUCCUAUCAGGGCAAGACGCUGAAGCUUCCGUCUGCGUCAAUACGAUGCAAAAGAGUUGGAGCUGCGCACAGCAUCUGAACACAGUUAAACGUGAGAGAAUACAUUGCGUAGCUGUGGCUCACGGUGUAGUGAACCGAGACUGUUCCUAUCAGACACUGCGAAACCCAUAACGCGGCUACAACCACCAAUUAGUGAACACGUUUUAAUCAUAUUUAUUUAAGGGAAUACUUCCACCGCUUAAUGUUUCCUUAACCUCACCACACUGCGUUAUAUUUAAAAAAAAACUACAGUACGGACAGAGGCGAGUUGCUUUUGAUGAAAUGAAGAAGAAGAAAAAAAAACCCUCCGUUGUUAAACUUUUAAGAAAAUGAGAAGUAUAUUUUUUUUAAUAGAUCUCGUCAGCUUUUUUACAGAAAUAAUGUUCACGUCGCAAACGACGGUGGUGGGAAUGCAUCCCGAGUUUUCUCGGCUCAUUUUCUUUUUCCCCCCAUUUGUAAGGUUUGUCACUGUUGGGUGGUCAUUGGUGGAAAUUCCACGUCGCUGUAGCAAGGGACGAAGCUGCCCAUUGGGACAAGCGUUGUUCGCGUUGAGCCCACCACAUGCCAUCGAGUCGCUGUGUGUGAUUGUAUACACAGCUAUACAUGUACAUUAUAAGCCUCGUGAGUAUUGUGUGUGUCGCCACAGAUGACAUGCAUUGCUCAUCUUUAAUAAAAGCUGUGACGGCCAAUUCGCCAAGGUGUUUGUAUGCGCACUCUACCGAAAACAAGUAUGAUGUACAGAACAAGACGAAAUUUUAAAUCAAUAAUAAUAAUAAACACAUCUUUGUAGAUAAUACGGUU